AUGCCUCCCAAUUCGGGAAGUGCCAACCAGUUUCUCAAAGGGGAGCAAGAGCAGAAAGGAGCACAACCAAAGUCCGGAUUAAGCUACCUGCUGCAGAAGUCCACGGCACCGAAGAGCGGCCACAACCCCAAUCCAGCGCGGAAGGACGUGCUCACCUCACCAGUCCAGACGGGGGGCAAAGACGCCGCCGCCGCCGCCGCCGUCAACCAGCCAAACCAAGCCAGCGCCAACUUCGCCUCUUGCGGCAUCAAUGGAGUGCCAGUUGCAGAAAACUUCCGUAUGGAAGAAGCCACCCUCUCAGACAAAAUUGCUGAGGGUCAAGUUAAAGUCCGUACACUUUAUUUGUCUGUGGAUCCUUACAUGCGGUGUCGUAUGAAUGAAGAUGCUGACUUUGACUACCUCCAGACUUGGAAAUUGUCUGAAGUUGCUGAUGGAGGUGGAAUUGGUUGUGUGGAAGAAAGCAGAGAUGUGCAUUUUGCUCCAGGAGACUUUGUGACUUCCUUUACCUGGCCCUGGCAGACCAAAGCCAUUUUAGACGGAAAGCAACUGAAGAAGAUCGAACAAGACCUUGUAGAUGGACACCUUUCCUAUUUCUUGGGUGCAGCUGGCUUGACUGGGCUGACAUCUUUGCUGGGAAUCAGAGAGAAAGGACAUGUAUCUCCAGGCUCUAAUCAAACCCUGGUUGUCAGUGGAGCUGCUGGUGCUUGCGGCUCCCUGGCUGGGCAGGUAAGAAGCUAUAAACUCAGUCUAAUUUGUAGUGCAGAACUACCGGUAAUUAAUUCAAUCUGCCCUCCUCAUAUGCACUUUCCUAUAAUUUCACCUCAUUCUUACCCUAAACAAAGGUGGUAUUAA
Protobothrops mucrosquamatus (brown spotted pit viper) is the source of this 852-nucleotide messenger RNA. RefSeq names its product prostaglandin reductase 2-like. The transcript is spliced from 7 exons. The coding region runs from base 1 to 852 and encodes 283 amino acids. The record is from RefSeq and is a predicted model, not a curated record. Gene Ontology annotation, biological process: prostaglandin metabolic process. Gene Ontology annotation, molecular function: 15-oxoprostaglandin 13-reductase [NAD(P)+] activity. NCBI's taxonomy places the organism in Eukaryota, Metazoa, Chordata, Lepidosauria, Squamata, Viperidae.